Messenger RNA from Fusarium vanettenii 77-13-4, 1394 nucleotides. RefSeq lists its product as uncharacterized. The record is from RefSeq and is a predicted model, not a curated record. The coding region runs from base 1 to 1320 and encodes 439 amino acids. The transcript has 3 exons. Lineage: Eukaryota; Fungi; Ascomycota; Sordariomycetes; Hypocreales; Nectriaceae.
AUGCGUCAAAGGGUUAUCCUCUUGUUUGUACCAGCCUUGUGCUUCUUGCUGAUCGCCACGAGCCUGUAUCUUGGCCGCGAGAACCUCACUCGGCUAUCGAAUUUUUAUUUGCCAAUACAGCAUUCGACAGACUCGGCUGAAGCUCAAUCUUCAGAGACGACUUCACAGGCUCCAACAACACAAUCGCGACACCUCUUUCUUCCGAACCCCCACAACCGAGCCAUCCUCUCGGCCAAGCGCAUAAGACCGUACAUCAACGCCAUUCUCGACCCCGCAUCCAACGAGCUCCCGCGCCUCGAAUGUCCCGCCUUGGACACUGAGCGAUACGCCAGCCUUGUUAAGAAACGAGACGCGCGAGAUGACAAGCCUCACAUUGACUACUUCUUCACCCUUAAUUUGCGCAAUGUUGUAGACCUGCUCCCCCGCCUGUUGGGCAGUGUUGUGGAGGCUAUGCGCUUCCUCGGUCCAGAGCGCUGCGCCUUGUCCAUCGUCGAGGGUAACUCUCCAGACGGCACAGCCGAUGUCCUUGUCGCACUGCGACCAUUCCUCGAGGAAAUCGGUGUCACCUACUUCUACAACAAUUCGGCCAUCAAUCCCUCCGACGGCGCGCGCAUCCGAAAGCUGGCGCAGCUGCGCAAUCUCGCCCUCCAACCUCUCUUCAAGAAAAAGGUCCCAGUGUCGGAUGAGACGACGGUUCUCUUCAUCAACGAUGUCGCCGCUUGCACCGAAGACCUUCUCGAGCUUGCGUUUCAGCGCAAGAACCUCAACGCCGACAUGACGUGCGCCAUGGAUUGGACCUACGCAUCCGACGAUCCCACCUUUUACGACGUAUGGGUCGCGCGUGGAUUAGACGGCGACCUCUUUUUCAACAUCACCUCAGAGGGCAGCUGGGAUUUUGCGCAGAACCUCUUUUUCAGCGACCCCAAGACCAAGAGCCGCUACGAGGCCGCUCUCCCCUUCCAAGUGUUUGCCUGCUGGAACGGCGCGACCAUUUUCUCAGCUGCGCCAUUGCUCAACGGCCUGCGAUUCCGCGAUUCGCGAAAAGACGAGUGUUUCCAGGGCGAACCGCAGCUCUUCUGCAAGGACCUGUGGUUCAAGGGCUACCGCAAGAUCGCUGCUAUCCCGAGCGUCAACCUCGAGUACACGGACAAGAAUGCCAGGAGGCUCAAGGAGCUCAAGGGCUAUACGAGCCAGGUGGUGGCAGAGGAGGAUGAAGCGAAUGUUGGGAUCGAGUGGCAAUACGAGCCACCCCAAAAGGUCAAGUGCAUGCCUGAAUUCCACAGGCAAAGCUGGCUGCCGUGGGAUGAGCACUUGCGUUAAUGAAUCGUUGAUUGUAUUGAUUAUGUACAGUAUACCCAAAUAGAUGAUUUCAGGCGUCGGUUCUGGCGUAUGGG